Messenger RNA from Cheilinus undulatus (humphead wrasse), 16453 nucleotides. RefSeq names its product G patch domain containing 8 (gene gpatch8). The transcript is spliced from 7 exons. Gene Ontology annotation, cellular component: nucleus. The record is from RefSeq and is a predicted model, not a curated record. Gene Ontology annotation, molecular function: nucleic acid binding. Lineage: Eukaryota; Metazoa; Chordata; Actinopteri; Labriformes; Labridae. The coding region runs from base 11045 to 15499 and encodes 1484 amino acids.
GUACACAGAGAGAGAGCAGAGAAGCUGCCGCUGUGUUCAGAAAAUGGCCGACAGAUUUUCUAGGUUCAACGAAGAGCGUGAUUUCCAGGGUGGGAAUCACUUUGACCAGUAUGAAGAGGGCCAGUUGGAGCUGGAGCAGGCAUCCCUGGACAAGCCCAUCGAAUCGGUAAGGCUACAUCUAUCAUUGGGCACCAUUGGACCAGCUGUGAGAGUGGAUGAGUGGUCCAGGGAGGAAUAAAAACCACACCAUUUUAACUCAGUUUAUUCUGUCCAUGUAGAUGCAUCCAGUGUUUUCUUAAACACUUGUCACCCUAACAUGUAGAAUCACCUGUCCUAUGCCCAUUAAUACCUUUUAAGUCCUCCCCCCUUCCCAUGUCCAUUGCCUACUCCAUUUCCUGUUUGACAGUUAAAUGAUGUAAGAGCUAGAUCUACCUGUUUUUAAAGAGCUUACAGAUAAAUGUUUGAUUUUUAUAUCAGUUUCCCAUUAGUCAUUGUUAGUCAUCUUAGCACUGAGAGAUGACUCUGAAGCAUGGAGUGGAUAAAGCACAGUCAUGAAGGCUUACUUUCUUUAAAUGCUUCAGCUGUUCGUCAAUUUUUCGCCAACCCAGCAGACAUUUCAGAGAUUAUUAUGGCAUGAUUAUAUCCAGAAAACUCGAUAAGUGCAGUUGCUUUUCAGUGGUCAUUACACACACGAUCAUCACACAAAUAACACGGGUCUUAAAAUCCUUUGGGGGUUUAACUACUCAAAAACUGUGAUUUAAGUCUUUUUCAAAGUGGGGUGUCAUCAAAAUAAAACACAAGUUAACAUUUAAUUGUUUUUCAUUGGUUAAGUCUGGUAAUAAAUAGAAAACUGUGCUUAUUCCACUCCGUUUAGCAAACCAAAGAUUGAUAUUAGAUGGUGUGAAUGGCUACAUUCGUGUUUGAGUGAGUGCGUUUUUAUGUAGCUGUAGAAUUUUUGUGUUAGUUAUAGUGUUUGUGCCAAUAGGACAGUUAUCUUAUUGUACACAACUUGGGGUGUUCGACAUUUCUCUCCUGCAGCGAAUUGGCCCCUAUUAGCUAAGCAGCAAUGACCCGGUUUGUAUUUGCACGCUCUGCUUUCUUACUCCUAUCUUUAGGGUCCUUGUAACGCUUCUCUGACUGUCUCUCUUUCUCUCUCUCUCUAUCUGUUUCACUGCUUUCACACUCUACAUCUAUUCUCUCUCUUCCUCUCUCUUGCUCCUUCCCUACUACACAGUGAUUCGGUGUACAGUACCCUCUGUCAUUCUGUGCUGGCAUGGUGCUUGUGCAACUGGGACUGCAUUUUUCGCUGAAGAGGCACAUAAAUAAUAGCGCAGGAAGCUCCCUUCUUUCUGUCUUUCCAUUUCUCUCCAUGCCCCCUUCUGUCUCUGAAGCACUGUGGUGAGCAGGCCCAAACUCCUCUGGUCCACAGUGUUUGGUCACCUCUCGUCAGCCUAAUAGAUGUGCUCUGUGAGUAAAUCACACAGGACCACCAGCCAGGUAGAAAUCAAAUAAUGGGGCAGUUAUACAUUCUUUGUACUUUCUUUAAGCAGAAAUAACCAGCUAUGUAUAUAAACUAACUGAUCCCAUAUCGAAUAUGAGAAGUUUAAGCAUCUGCCCUGCCUUUACACCAAUGAAAAGAGCUGUAACCUAUAUACAUGUUACAAGUCCUCUUUAUAGAUCAGUCUUUGUACAGCAUGAAGAUGUACAGCCCUUACUUAUAAUAUCUAAAACAAAAUCAUGUGUUUUUAAUUUCUAAAAACAUUCUUUCUGCAUGAUGCAGUUAUAUCCCGAACAUGUGGUUUUAAUAGCCAGAGUUGAGUGAACUAAGAGCACUCAAAUUUUAUACCCUGGUUGAGUUUGAUGUAUGACUUACUUGCUCACAAACACAAACGAACAUCCUGCUGUGUGUGGGUGGUGGAGAGGGAGAAAAGAACGGCAGAGAGGUGGCCUGUUCACCUGGCUUGAGUGGCUCUUUUGCUCCUGCGCUAUUAUUUGUGGAGGGGCACUGAGGGCCAUGCUGCAGCAUCACACAGUUCUUCACACAUCAUUGUUAAAAUCUGCACCAUCAGAGAAGCUCUAGACUCUCACUUAGUCACCAUUUAUUCUAAUAUUUGCACAUCUGAAUUUUCCCUGUGGAAACAGAAAAGUGUGAGACUUUAAAUUUUAGGCUUCCAGUUUACUGCAGAGGUUGGCAACUUAUUGAAUCUUUUAAGAACUUGUUGAGUUUAGUUUACUUUUAAAUAAGUUAUUUUUGGUUUUCAAUGUGAAAUAUUCCAUCAUAAUAACCAAACAAGUAAUAGCAAUAGAAUUUAAGCAAUACUUUUCCCUAGACUUGCAGAAACAACCUACAGCACACUUUAUCGCUACUAAGUCAAAUGUUAAAACACACCAACUUACACACAUUAUAUGAUUUCAUUGUGAGUCAUUCAGGUCUGUCCAUGUCGGAGCUGUCUGUGAAUGCUUCAGCCCAGCUUCUCUGAGCCCCUCCCCCGCCACUUAUUGUGUGUGAUCUUUAGGCAGCUAGAGGUCUGUGGUACUUUAUUGGGAUCUUUUUUCUCUUUCUGUCUUUCCCCUUUUGGUCUUUGCUCUUUUUCUCUAACAUUGUUUUUGCAUUGCAUGUGUUAACUUGGUAGCAUUCAGUACUAUUUUCUCUCAACACUAUGUCCUAAUCACUACUACAGUUUUCCCCCAGACUCAUUCCUCCCACAUCUCCUACCCCUCCCAGUCCCUCCACCCUCUCCUCCUCCUCCUUACCUGACCCUGUCCCUGAGCGAUAUGCAGCGGGCAGCCUCAGAACCACAGUAACCACACAAAACCACUGGAGAGUUGAGAAGCACACAUGUGAGGGCCAAAUAUUAGUUUUCUUGGCAAAAAGUUUGUGUAUUUCCUCAUCACCAAAGCAUUAGAUGUAACUUAUUAUCUCUGAUACGGUUUGUUAGAUCAAUUGACCUAAUUAUAGUGUAGCCAUUUACAUUUCAGCUUCUUGUCAAAGGUAAGCAUUAGGCUUAUGAGAACUCUUUGUUGGGAAGAAGAACACAAAGACAGGGUUAAACCUGAUCCAUUUCAGACCAUUUGUCUAAUAUUUGCAAGAAUCAUGUUUUUAUACUUAUUUUGGAGACCCUGGGAUUUUUUUCACAUCAGUCAUGGUGUAAGAGUUCAGAUGAAUUAAAAAGUAACACCUGUUUAAAUUAGUUUGAUCAACUUACUUAAAAGUUGUCAGGCACAACAGUAGCACUACUUGCCUCUAGCCAGUCCCAAUUAAGGGCUUGCAUUUGUUAAGAAGCAUCGGAGAAGCCUUUAGAAUGCAGUGUCAUUAACCUAACUACACUUUGAUAAACUUCCAGUUGAUGAAUUGACUUCACAGUGAUGAGGUAAGUAUGUAUAUUUAAUUAUUAUAUUCAAAAGUCCACCUUGAUUGGACUCUGAUUCUCUUUCAUUUCCUCCAUCACCUAGCAAAUGAAAUAUUUAACGCACUGAUGAUAGCCUGAUACAUCUGCACUGUUUAAUUUUUUAGCACCAAAACUGUUGUUUUGAUUCAGGCACACCUGCUAUGGUUUAGGCCAACCAAGAAUGUGCAGAGCAGCAAACACAAGGGAGCUGUAAGAGUUUACGAGGGGCAGCAGCCAGCAGGCUACGUCCACCUGCAGCAUUUGCCAGAUCCCAUUCUUCAGAGACACGAGAGGGAAUGACGAAUAGCUGCUGCAGCCAAAAUUUUGCAAGAGAGGGCCUGUGCCAGUUUUCAAAUGGCAGAAUCUCUGAUCUGUUGUUGAGAUCUGUUGUGUAUGAUGAGAAAAGGUUUGGGUUAAUCUAGCUUUCUUAACUUAAUGUGCUUGAUAUCUUAGCCAGUGCAGUCUCUUAUCCCUGUACAGGGACACACAAAUUCACCUGCAGUUAACAAGAAGCAAAAAGAUUCCUACACUCUCUGAGGUCUCUAGGCGAGGUCCCCUGCAUAUCACUUCCUCGACUCAGUUCUCUCUCCAUGCACUGUGUCGAUGACCGCACAGUGCACACUUAUAAAACCACACCUCCUGUAGAUAUCUUUUGUUUGGUUAACAUUUUUUGUUUUACUUUCUACUGUAUUAACAGUCAGUUGGUGGAUUUAUUGAUAUACCUACCUUUUGUGUUUGUGUAUAGUAUUAUGUUUGUUUAAAAGAAGAGAGAGAUUUGCAUUUUUAAGAACUAGAGAAGCAAGAAGAAUUGCAGUUGAAAGCGUUUGGCCGGUUUCUUACGUUGUGUCACGUGUGACUGUUUCUUUGACAGCCCAGUAUUUUAAAGCCAGGUUCGUAUGGAAAUGCCUUCACUCCACUUGCACUGCUGUUGGACUCGCCGUCGUUGCUUUCAUCCGUCUGUCUGUCUAUUCUUUUGGUGCACUUCUUCGCUGUUCAACACGCAGUCUGCGCUUCAUCUCCACCCUCUAACCUUUGCUGAGCCCAUCCAACUUAUCUCUUUUUUUAGUCACCAGAUGCAACUGGUGCCUCAUCCAACCUGCCCUUCUUGUUGUUACUGUUUUCAAAUCUCAGUGAGAUAAUAAAAGGAAUGACUGGAUUGUAAGAACAAGUGUACAAAGGUUUGUUAGGCUCCUCAUGGUUAGAUUUUUCUGACUUCUAGUACAAAAAAAUAGUCAUAUCAGCUUUCAAAUAGUGAAGAUGCUGAGCAGGAGUAUUUGUUAUGCAACUACAGCAUGAGCAUUUUAUUUCCCUCCUUCCUCUAAGCUUGAGUGGAUCAGAUAGUCUCCCAGAUCAAUAUAAAUGAUCAUGUGUACAGUGUUGCUGCACCAUAAUACUGCAGUGAGGGACAGAAGCAGACCCAAUGUCGACUGGAGGGGAGGUGUUCACUGCAGCAAUCUCUGCAGUGUUUUCUUACACAGUGAAGUCAGGGGAUGUGUUGCCCACCAGGGAGGAGGCAACUCACACUAUCAGCCAAACAGCUUCAAUAUCUAUGUGCCUUUAUGUCCACAACUGCUGAGCAGGGACAUCUUACACAGUUUGAGAGCAUUUCAGCAUAGCUCUUUUUAUCAUAACUGUGAUAGAGGCGGGCUGGCUGUUUGGCCCAGCGCAGAUUCCUCUCUUAUCUCAUUCCACAGUGGAUGGGAUCUGACCAUCACACAGAGUAAGCACAUCCAUGAGGCAGGAGCAGUCCAGCCUCUCUCUUGGGGCUGAAACACUAAUAUCAAACAGAUGUUUCAGAUAUAUUUGUUAUUCCAGUCAUCUUGGGGGUAAAGCUUCAGUACUAAAUGGGGCAAAGAAAGGCAUCAGUUUGUUCUGGAAUAUUACACAAUACCACAUGAGUUAACAAAAGGAUUAUACCAAAUUAAUUUUUUUAGACCUUGUGGGCGGAGAUGCAGUGUGUGCUGCGUGUAUGACUACCACUCCCCUUCACAAGCACUAACCCAUACAAGCCCAGCUCACCUCCACCCCCCUCCCCAGAAUCAUACCCCCACCAUGGCUCAGCCUGCUCUGUCCCAACCUCCUCUUUUGUCAAAGAGAACUAAUUGAGCCCUGUUGAGCCAUCACCCUCCACUCUGCCUGGUCCACCCGAGACUAACACACAUGGAGUUCUGUUCACCUGCCCUAUACCCACAGCCAUCCCUCCCUCUGUAUGUGUACCAUUCACUGUGCACUACUAACACCGACGAUCCUUUUUGUUAAAAGCCUUUAACAAAAAGCUGCAUGCUGUUUUGUUCCAACCCCUUCACUUUCUGUUUGUGAAAGUUGAUGUCAAUCUCUUUGUGAUUAUAAAUAUCCUUUUGUUUGGUUUGUAUGUUUUUUUGGUAGAAUGCAGCACUCUGGUGAAUGUUAGACAAGCUUGGAAUAGUUAUAAUCACAACAAAAAACACUGCUUAUUAAGAGAUCUCAUUGUUUCCUGUUUAUUUGUGCUUGAAGAUGUACUGUAGUGUGUAGUGGUGGGACGGUCUUGCAUUUCACUCAAUGUUUUUAUUUUCCUGCUGACUCAUACUAGUGAUAUAACGGUCUCAGACACAUGCACAUUUGGCCUCAGAGUUUACUAGGAAUUCCUAUUGUGUAUGUUUUCGCUCUCCUUCACCACCUCUUUGAAUUUUAUCAGUUGCUUUAUCCUGUCUGCAAAAACUCUCGAUAUAGUUUUGUUAGUUUUUGUCAAAGCAGUCACUUGUAUUAAGGUAAAGCAUUAUUUAGAGUGUUACCUGAUGCACUGACAUCCUUUUGGAGUCCAUUAUAAAACAUGGGCUUGAGCUGUUUCUUACACAUUUAAUUCUGCAGGCUAAAAUCUACCAUACCACUUUCCAAAUGCAGUUAAGUUUUGGUAAUAAUGAUGACUUUACAGAUGAUCAAACUGCAUGUGUAUCUUGGUAGUUAUAUUUCUAUCCUAUAAUCGUAUACAUAGGACGUCUUAUACAGCUGCAAACAUGGCUGGGGCCAAACCAUUGAUACCAGAGGUGCUUGAGGUGUACGAAGACAUACACAAAAUCUAUUUCUGGAAUCCAUCGGGGCCACAUGCACACACUGUCUCCCCCUGUUCACCUGCACACCCACAUCCCCCCUCACACGUGCAUAUUCUGUCCACCCUGGGCCUUGUAAUGGUAAUCCAAGGCCCACUAGCUCCACUUCUAUCUCUACCUCUUGCUAAUUUUUUUGUGACAGCUGCAUACGUUUCAUGGUGCUCCCCUUGUCAUGGUUACAGAAUCACAGCAAGCUUGGAGUUUUCUGGUCUGUUUUGUUAAUGCAAGAUUUCCAUACCUGUUUUGUGUCACUUUUCUUUGUGUACUAAGAUCUUGCUCCACAGUGGUUCAUAUAUGUAUGCGUGAGAUACAUAUAUUGCCCUCUCCUUCCUCCUCCUUCUAACACCUCAGUUAGUGGAUGUGACUUGAUGUGUUUUCUUUAACUUAAAAACAACAGAUAUUGCAGCCCAAUUUAAUCGCCUUUUAAAAAGGUUUUCAAACUUCACUCUUACUGUAGCUGGGUGUCCUGUACUUUACAGGCUACACAUAGCCUCAUGCAUCUUAGUGGAAACUGUCCCUGCUCUCAGUCUCCUACCCUCUAUCCCCCUUCUCCUCUUGCCCCAAAUUUCCCUUCCUGCUCCUUGUGCUGGAAGACACUGAUGUUACACGCUGUAGGUGAUAUGGAUGACAAUAAUGAUGAUGGUGAUGGUAGUGGUGGUUGUGCUGAUGAUGAUAGCGUGAUCUGAGUGUGAACAUUAAUUUAUUUGUUUGUUUGUUUUGAUCAGUGCCCACAGGAAAAAAAGCUUCUCUUAUUAUUGGAAUAUUUUUGGUUUUUUUCUCCUCUCUCCUUUCUGCUAGGAUAACAUCGGGCACCGGCUGCUUCAGAAACAUGGCUGGAAGUUGGGGCAAGGCCUUGGCAAAACCAUGCAGGGUAAGGUUUGUUGGACCCCCUCUGUAUGUCAGUAUGUGUGUGUGUGUGGGUGUGUUUUCUUUCUCCCACUCUGCAGUUGACCUCAUUGUAACACCCCUUUUACAGUGAAAUGUAGGCUAAUGGCCUCUGUCAGCUUCCUUCUCUUUGCUUCAUAAUCACUAAACCUUUAUUGUAAUCUGCACAAGAGUAAAGUGCUUCGAUUGAACAAUGAACAAAAAAUCCAUUUGAAAUCAAGAUAGACUUAGGAAGCCAUGAUUCCAUCACAUCCCUUAGAAUCAUCUUCUCAACGUAUGUUAGAUUUUUUUUCUCCUCUUUGAGUUUCCUUUGCUGCUGUCGGGUAUCUGAUUGGCUGUAACCACGGCUCAGACUUUGAAUGGCUUGCAGAGUAGAGAAGUUUUUCCCCCCUCUGCUUGUUUGCCUGUUUCUACCUCCAAACCUGUGAAAAUUGUGAAUGUGUGUGGUCAUUAUGUGGGACUGAGACGUGUGUCUGAGCGUGUCUGUUACUGACCGGGCCAUAGAGUCAACUUACAGGGAAAACCUCACCACCCUUCGACACCCUGAAUGUCUCUGUCCCCAUGGUCACACGCUCCCGUCCUCCCCCUGUUUCUUUGCCCCUCCUGCACAGCAUGUUUGUCCCAGCGGUGCACUCCUGCCUGCCUUAAACUGUCACACUCACCUGGGGCUUUAAGCAGUGUUGGAGGUUGCACAUUCAGCUAUUACUUUCACAUGAUAGAGUGAAAUGUAACACUGCAGCUGCUCACAUUUUUAAGUGUACUUUGGUAAAACUGCUGCUCCACAGUGAUGCAGACCCUGCUCUAAGCACUGCUCAAAGCCUUGCUGGCUCUUUCCUCAGGUACAUUUUAUGUUUGUCAUGUGUUUAUGUGUUUCGGGGUAAAGCACAUCCCAAAACAAUUACGCUAUCUGUAAGCUAGCUAAGAAAUGGAAGACUAUCGGGGAGAUUUACUAACUGGGCUGACAAGCAUCUCUGAGGCAAAAAGUUCAAAGGGGGAAAAUGGUGGUUGUCCCUAGAGUCAUCGGAUAACAUUUUUGAUCACUUUAAAAAGCAAAGCAAAAUUUCAUUUACCUGUACCAGACAUUAUCAACGAGUCUACUUUUGAUCCCUGACUUUUAAAACCUCUCCUCCUAUGCAUUGCACCUGAAAAAGUAGUGAGCUUUCCAAUUUUUCCUGCUUGGCAAAGUUGUAAAGUAAAAUUCGUAGGGAUAUAGGACUUCUGGCGUGCUUUAUAUGGGGCGGUAGUUUGGUAUCUAUGGGGAACAUUCUGGUUGAGAGCAAGAUGACGCCAGGCUAGGGGCCAGGGGACGGGGACGCAUGGUUGGGAGAAAGUGGUGAGAGGAGAUCCCUGUAAGCACCUAGCCCUGAGUGAAGGGAUGAGGGGGGUGGGGGGGUGAUACACUGAUGCCCCUCUGGUAUUAAACCCCUCUAAACCCCACAGCCUCACUCCCGACCCCACCCUCCCUUCUCUAUGUGCCUCAAUCUUCCUGCUUAACCAAUUGGUGUUUCUUUUUUACAGCGAUUUGAUCCUGCCCAUGUUGUGCUGAUGGUAAACUUAGUGGUAAAUGAUAUUUUAUCCCCCAAUUGAAUUUUGUUUUGUUUUGUUUUAAUUUCUCCCAUUUUUUGUUUUCCUCUCAUCAGAGCACCAAUGCUACAUAGGCUUUCAAUUCUCUCUGUAUUAGUCCUCAUUCUGCUGCUUGUAUUUUAUCAUGCAUAUGUAUUACUCUUAGAACAUUGUCAUUUUGUUUGUUUUCAGUUUUUUUAAACCUUGUGAUUCACACCUUGUGAUUUAGACACGCAUUGUUUUUGUCUGGUCCCUUUCUUUUCCACUGGAAUGGGUAAUGUGGAAGUAUUGUCACUGUGUUCAAAGAUUGGUGAUAGUUUGGGAUGACUGUAAUUGUUCUUUAAUCUUUAAUUCUGGGCCUGGCUUGUGACUUCAUUCAGACUGACCACUGCAGUGGCUGGCUAACACACCAACAUUUCUCUGGUUUCACUUCUCUACCAGUGUUGGGCAAAGAGCGUGGACACAUAUCUAUCAGUAGAGUCUUGUGAUCCAGAUAUUACACAGUCCUUUCCUCUUAUUUUUCGGGGGAAUAAGGAGGCCAUAGUUAUACAAACAGUUUAAGGUCUUCAGUUCAGAACUCAUCAAGCUGCCUGACACUGCAGUGGUACAUCGAGUCCAAGCAGGCCAAUAUUUUACAAUGCCCAUGCAUUAAUGAUUUCAGAAUUAAUAUGUCAUUGGGCUGUGAUGACUAAAUUACUCAGGUAUGACAUAUUUAUUUACACCUGGUCAAGUUCUUACCAUGCUCUGUUCAUAAAGAUAAGAAUGUGCGUGGAAGUAGUUCAUUUAUAGUGGUAAUUUACCCAAUUAUUAGCACAUAAAACACAUUGACUCAAGGUCAAUUUACAUGCUAAAAGAAAGUGAAAAAUUAGGCAUGGCACUAUGCUUGUUAUUUUUCUCUCUGCUAGAGAAAAAUCUUCAUUUAGAGGCCAAUUUAUAAGUAAAACCACCAUAUUUAUCAGACAAUUCUAAUUAAAUCAAGCACAAUGCUCAUAGUUAUUCCAUAUGCCCAAUGGUAUACACAGAAAAUUGAUUCAUGAAAAGAUAAAAAUAUGUGGGAGGAAAAAAACUGAAACCAAACUGAAUUGAUAAUCACUAUCAGUAAGAUUGAUUAUUGUAUCUGGCUGGCAACAGGAGCAGCAGACUAGUCCAAAUUCUUUUUAUGCCUUCUGUGUUGAGAUUCCCCUGUCUAUCUGUCUGUCUGUCCUCCCCUUCCCUUUCCUUCUACCCAUACCCAUGUUUUACCAGGUAAGUAUUCCCCAUCCCUUGCACUGUCACCAUGGCGAUACCUGGCCUGUGACGUCACUCUGCUGUAGUUCAGUGCUUGUGUCCUUUUUUUAAUUUUUACUCUGUCUUUCUCUCUGCUUUGUUUGGCUGAUUAUGAGUGGAUUAAGCAACUCUGUGUCAAUCUCCAAAAUAGUUUUGAUUUUUUAUAUAUUAUAUAUAUUUAACUUUUCAUUCUGGUUUUUGUUUUAUUUCUUUUUGUUGUCUUUGGUUUGUUUAUUUUUCUACAGUUAAUUUCCUUCUGAUCUAGCUCUUUUCACAGCUUACGUAACAUAUUAUAAGCAGACAGGAGGAAGUAAUCUUCCUUUUGCAGUCAGUCAGGGGGCCAGGGACAAGGGAACAAAUUUAAACUCGUGACAGAAAAGGGGGCUUGCGAGGGUCAACCAGCCUGCAGACAUUUCAGAAAGAGAUGAUGCACUAGGCUUGAGAUUAUUGGGAGGCUUUGUUACUUUCAUAGAGGAUGUCGCAGUGGCAGCAGCUGCGCAGGCCCGCUGCCUCUCCUUUACAGACACACACAGUCCCUGGGGCUUUAGUGUCCUUGAUAGACCUGGCAUUCUGGUUGAAUAGGACUGCAGCAAUACCCAGGUGAGGAGGGGCAGUGGGUGGCGCUACACAGAACAAAUAUAGGGACAGAUUGGCUUGGAGCUGAAGGCCUUGUUUCAACUAAACUCUUAUCUUUUUUUAUAAGGAAAUAGAACUCCAAACCCUGAUGCCUUUUAUUUGUAACUGGCAUUAGCAGAGAUUUUCACUAAUUCAAAAUGCAUCUCCGCAGCCGCGUCAAAUGUCAUAGAAAGGUUAGAUAAAGUGAUCAGUGCUUGAUGGCUGCAGUAAGCUGUGAGAAUGGCUGGUGUUUGGUUCACUGUAGCUUUCUGGUCUCUUUGCACUUCAAGGCAAAAAUUCUCUAACCCCAGCACCCUAUGCUCUAAAAGCAGGCUGUCUCCGAGCUGGCCCUCCGUCCCAGUAUCAAACACUCACCAGUCCUCUCUCUGUCCCUUUACCCCAGGACGCACCGACCCUGUUCCCAUCGUCCUCAAGUAUGAUGUCAUGGGGAUGGGACGCAUGGAGAUGGAGUUGGAUUAUGCAGAAGAUGCCACAGAGAAGAGAAGAGUGCUGGAAGUGGAGAAAGAGGACACAGAAGAACUACGGCAGAAGUACAAGGAUCAGGUGGAAAAGGAGAAAGCUAUCGCAAAGGCUCUUGAAGACCUGAGAGCCAAUUUCUACUGUGAGCUCUGUGAUAAACAGUACACAAAACACCAGGAGUUUGACAACCAUAUUAACUCCUAUGACCAUGCUCACAAGCAGAGGCUGAAAGAACUCAAGCAAAGAGAGUUUGCCCGCAAUGUGUCAUCCCGUUCUCGGAAAGGUGGCAAGAAACAAGAAAAGAUGCUGCGGCGAUUGCAUGAGCUUGCUGAGCAGAGGAAACAACAGGAUCGCACUCUAGGAAGUGGACCCAUGUUCAAAACCACCACAGUCGCUGUAGAUGGAGAAAAGGCAGAAGACAGUGAUAACACAACACCUGAGAACCCUGCUUUUACAGACGGUGUCCUGGAAGGAUCACUGGCUGAUAGAAGUGAGCAGUCCUCUCCAAAGCCGGCACCAACCAUCAGCUUCUCUUUGGGAAAGAACAGCGCAUCCUCUCCUACCUCCAGUGUUUCAUCAAAAGUUAGCGUGUCCUUCUCUUUUGCUAAGAAAGCUCCUGUGAAGCUGGAGACAGCAGCAGCUGUGUUUGCUGAUCAUGGAGAAGAGGCUAUGGAAGAAGAGGAGGGUCAAGAAGGAGAAAAGGCUGCAAGUCAGGAGGAGGCAUCUGCCUGCAGCACAGAUAGCCCUAAAGGAGGAUCAGGAGGAGGGGAAGGAGGAGGAGAGGUUAGCAGUGUUGCAACUACAGAAGAGGUGCAGCAGGCUGAUGAUGGAGGCUCUUUAGCCUCUACCCUCAAUAAACUGAAGAUGAUGAUGAAGAAAGAGGAAGGAUAUGCUGGACAAGAGCCUCAGUACUAUCAUUACAUACCUCCAGCCCACUGCCGGGUUAAGCCUCAUUUUCAGUUUCUACUUUUUAUGAAGGCAACAGAACAGUGUCAGAGCAAAGAAGAAGAAGAGGAAGAGGGUACACAGGAGAAAAAGGAGGAAGACUGUGUAGAAGAGGUGGCUUCAAAUGCUACUGAGGGUGAGGCUGAGUGUAAGGAUGAAAAGGAACAAGAUAAUGUCACCUCAAAUCCUGAUCCAGAGCCAGCUCCUUCAUCUCCUAAAGAGAAGACUGAAGAUUUGCCCUCAUCUGCAGUAGAUACAGCCUCCACUGAACCUGCCUCCCCUGCACAAAAAGCAGAGAGCACAAAGGAUACUGAGGCAUCAAACUCUGGUCCCAAAAUCCCCACUGGUCCCUUCUUCCCAGUUUUGAGCAAAGAUGAGAGCACCACCCUGCAGUGGCCCUCUGAGCUCCUGGAAUUCACAAAAGCGCAACCUUCCCUGUCUUACAGCUGCAAUCCCCUCUAUUUUGAUUUCAAACUGUCCCGCAACAAAGGAGUGCGAGGUGGGAAAGCAGCAAAGUCCCCUAAGCCAUCUGAAGAAUCAGAGGACAAAGGCCAAGAGAUGGCUGGCUCAAAAACUGAAGUAGAUUCAACCAAACCUGGGACCAGCACUGACAAAGACAAUCCAACAAUGAAGGCAGAGCCUGGCCAAGCGGAAGGCGAUGAGCAAAAACCUGCAACAGGCAGCACUAAUGCAAAGAAGAAGAAGAAAAAGAAGAAACAUAAGAAGUCAGCAAAGCACUCAAAACGCAAAGGCAAAGAAAAAGGGGCAAAGGAGGGAGCUGAAGGUGACACUGAGGCAACGCAAGAGAAGCCAAAAAAGAAGAAAAAACACAAACGGAAGAAGAGCAAAAACAAGGCACCAGAUCAAGAUGAGGCAGCAGCUGAUGUAAAGGAAAAAUCAAAACCAAAGUCAGAGGAUAAAGCUGCUGCCACCUCCUCCUCUGUUCAGCCGACACCUGGAGGGGGAGGGUCUGCAGAUAGUACAGGUGCAGAACCAGGAAAGAGGAAACGUUCUUUAAAGGAAGUGCCUUGCAAGUCUGGAGCUGAUGAAGGAGGAACGAGUAAAGGCACUGAGAAGGUCAACUCCUCAGAGGAGCACAGCAGUACCAAGAGGCAAAAGACGGACUCCAGUGCACCUCAAAGUGCCUCCUGCUCCACCUCAGCCCACAAGAGUCCUGGUCCUGGUAGACCUCCCAGCAGUGAAAGUGAAGAGGAGGGGGGCUCUAACACUCAGCGCUCGCGUCAUCAUAGGUCAAGUCCUCGGGAACAACGCCGCCACCACAGUGAGGAGUCAGGGCGGUCCUGCAGCCGUUCCUCAAGACGCGGAGAAAGACGGGGUAGCAGUCGCGGGCGCCACCGUGGCCAAAACUCACGCAGUCACUCUUACUCUAGCAGCUCUGAGCGCUCCUCAGCAGGCAGCAGUGCCUACAGCCAUCGCAGCCGCAGCUACUCUGACAGCUACAGUGACUACAGCACAGAGGGGCGGAGACGGAGGCACUCCAAACACUCAUCAGACUCUGAGUACGAGAGAAGGGGGAGUCGGGGACGUAGACGAUCAAGGAGACACAAGUACUCCUCCUCUUCAUCAGAAGACUCCCGCUCACGUUCACGAAGCUACAGCCGCAGAAAGAGGCACCGCCGGCAUCACCGCAGCAGUUCAAGAAGCUCCAGCAGCUGGAGCCGCAGCACCAGCGCUCGAUCCUGGAGGCGCAGUUACAGUCGGAGCCACAGCUCAGGCAGCCGCUCCUCCAGCUCCACCAAAGGCUCCCCACGACGACGAGGUCCCAGAGGUCGAGCAGACAGUGACACACACCGAAGAGACUUCAACCGAUCCCAUAUCUACCGUUCCCAGUCCCCACGCUCCUCUUCAUCACGAGGCCUUAACCGCAACACACAUUCAUCCAGCUCACAAGGUCUGAGGCCAGGAGGGUCCAGGGAUGCAGGGGAACAGAAAAACAGCCUCACUGCUCGCCAGCUGCUGGAGAAGGUUCAGUCUAAGAAAAGCUCUGAUGAUUCUGCCACAGGAACAAAAUCUGGGCUAAAGAUUAAAGACCCACCGCAGGGUUACUUUGGUCCGAAACUCCCCCCAACCCUGGGAAGCAAAGCAAUGCUGCCGUUAUUUGGUAAGCUGCAGGCAGGGAAGAAGCCAGUGAUUCCCCUCACCAGACCAGAUGAAGGAGAGAAAUCAGGAGCAGGGAAGAGUUCUGAGGCUGAGCAAGAGAUCAUCCUAGUGGAACCCAUCAGAGAGUUCCCCCCUCCACCACCCCCUCCAGCCCCACCUGUUCAGAAGGUGGAGGAAGCCCCACAGACCACAGCUGUGCAAGAGGAAACUCAGCACCCCACUUCAGAAGCCCAGGUGCUGCAAGAACCCCGACCACUAUUUGAACAGGAGCCUUCAAUGAUUAUGCCCCAGUACCAAGGAGAACCUGGACAAGACCCCUCUCAGAACCCCAUGAUGGAGUCCCUCAUGCCAGAAAUGCAACAGCAGCAGCCACCAAUGCAUGCCUACCCUGGUUACCCACCACCCAGCCUGGAAGAGGAUGGCAUGGAGGCAGAGGAAGAUGGACUGGCUCCUUUGGAGAGUCAGCCUAUCACGUUCACUCCAGAGGAGAUGGAGAAGUACAGCAAGCUGCAGCAGGCUGCACAGCAACACAUCCAGCAGCAGCUUUUGGCCAAGCAGGUCAAGACGUUUCCCUCUGCUGCAGCUGCUGCAGCUGCUGCAGCUGCUGCUGCAAACUUGGCCCCUGCCCCCCCUCCACCUGCCCUGCAGCAAAUCCACAUCCAGCAGCCCACUGUGUCUGUGGCCUCAGGCACAUCUAUUACCACAGUGCAACAUGCAAUCUUACAGCAUCAUGCUGCCACUGCUGCUGCCAUGGGCAUCCACCCUGCUCACCCCCACCACCCACACCCUGCACAUGCACAACUGGCCCAGGUACACCACAUUCCCCAACACCACCUUACCCCUAUCUCCCUGUCUCCUUUGGGUCACUCCCUUGGUCAUUCUCUGGGACACUCACUUGGACAUGCAGGGCUGAUACCUGCCCACCCGACAGCCUUCCUCUCCGGUCAGCCCAUACACAUUAUCCCAGCUUCAGCACUUCACCACACCCCCCUUGCUCUGCAUCAUGUACCCCACACUGCCCUGUACCCCACACUCUUUACACCCAGGCCCUCACAAGCUGCUGCAGCAGCAGCCCUACAACUUCAUCCGCUGCUACACCCGAUCUUCUCAGGGCAGGACCUCCAGCACCCACCUAACCAUGGCUCUUGAGUAACAUUGCAAGUGAAGGAGAGUAGUCACAACACCCAGUCACUGGAAGAAUGACUUUUCUAUGACUAUCUUGGUCUGAAGGUAAAGUCAUUGCGACAUCACAGAGGCCGUGAGACAGGAAGCUGUCAAUAAACCACCGUGUUACUGGACUAUACAGAGCAGCGAGUUGUAGCCACAAAGUGGUGCUGCCUGUGGUGGGACAAAAUUGACACCAUUUUUUUUCUGACUCUUUUUUUUUUCUGUAUUUGACCCUGAUUUUGAAACAGGGUGUAUAUUGAAAGACACUUCCUCAAGAAACUGGUUUAUUCCUGCUUGAGGUUUAUUAACACCAACCAUUUGUUUUUUAUCAAGUCAGAGAAACCACUGGAUUUCCUUUUUCAUGUAAAAAUAUUAGUGUUGCUCUUUUUGUCAGCCAAAAAGAAGUGAUAUGAUUGAGUCUAUAAGCAGGAUCAUGUUACGAUUAAGUGAUUUUGUUGUUGAGAUGAACUGCUUGGAGUCUGUUACCUUCGGAGAUGGACAAUUUCAUAAUAAUUGAUACUCUUGUUAUCCUUCUCAUAUGACUACUUACUUUAUUGGACUCAUGGUCUAAAAUAAUUUGAAAUGCAGUAACUUGUACAUAUAUCAGUGUGUAAUGUGAAGAAUCCCUCCAAUGGUGACCAUUGAAAACUACAGCUAUGGUGUUCAAACUUGUACAACAUUGUCACAUAGGAUUUACCAUCCCUGAUGCUCUGAGGCAAAGUUCAUGUUCCCUGUGGUGAAGGGACACCUGAAUGAAUUGCACUGAAAUAUGUACAUGGAAGUAGUGUGUGUGCAUCCUAUAACAAUAAGAUUGUAGUAUACUGCAAUAAUUGUAUUUUUCUGUUUUUAAAUUAUUUUCUAAAAUGCUCUUGAACAUAAGAGAUGUUUUUUUGCUUUUGUGUAAUUUUGUAAAUAAAACUGCUGUAGAUUAACCUA